AUUUCCAAAGCCAAAAUGACAAAAAAAAAAAAAAAAAAAAAAAAAAGAAAAAGAAAAAGAAAAAAAGAUCACCACUUUUGCCAAUUUUAUAGUUUUAAAAGAACAAAGAUGCUGGCUCAUCGCUCCUGAAAGAUCUAGCAGUACAAUAUUCUGCAGGUUUAACACUUGGAGGCCCAUAAAAGCUUCUUUUAUUUCUGGUAGAGUUCUAUAGGCAAAAUAAUAUGGUCCCGAACGCAUCUGUUAUCAUUAUUAUUAUUAUUAUUAUUAUUAUUAUUAUUAUAGAAAAAUAAUAAUAUAGACCAGUAGCGGACUUGCAUCCACAAACUUUCCAAAGCCAAUUUGCAAAACGUGUGGAUCUGUUUGCCAAGAUGUUCGCCAAAUUAAGAGGACAACAAGGACAUAGUAAAGUUACCCAGAUUAAGCGGAUCUCAAAUACCACACCGCUCCGACAACUCCAUUUCCGAGAAACCAAACCAACCAUCAGUCAUGUCUCUGACCAUUAAACUGCAACUCACCUCCCACCGCCACAACCUUAAUCAUCUGAACCUGGGAGCAUGUCUUAAGAAUACCAACUUCACAACCACCAAGUUUAGACCCAAACCCAUUUACCAUUCCGACCCAUUAAUUUCCAUUGUCUUCCAUACUCAUAAACCCACAAUGCAUGCUCCAAAACGCUCUGCUCAACCCUCCUCCAUCAAGAGCUCUCUCAUCGAUCCGGACGGUGGUGCUUUAGUGGAUCUUGUGGUGCCGGAGAGUGACCGAGCUGCCAAGACCUUAGAGGCUGAGCAACUGCCUAAAGUGUGGCUAACGAAGAUUGAUAUUGAAUGGGUUCAUGUAAUCAGCGAGGGAUGGGCCAGCCCAUUGAAGGGGUUCAUGAGGGAGGACCAGUACUUGCAGAGCUUGCAUUUCAAUUCCCUCAGAACCAAGGAUGGAUCUGUGGUGAACAUGUCACUGCCCAUUGUGCUGGCCAUUGACGACGAGACUAAAGAGCGAAUUGGGUCGUCAACCAAUGUGGGGUUGGUAGGACCAGAUGGAGAUUUGAUUGGUAUCCUUCGAAGCAUUGAAAUAUAUAAGCAUCACAAAGAAGAAAGAAUAGCUAGAACAUGGGGGACAACUGCACCGGGAUUGCCUUAUGUUGAGGAGGUCAUUACGCCUGCUGGAAAUUGGCUCAUUGGUGGAGAUUUGGAAGUGUUAAAGCCUAUCAAAUAUAACGACGGGCUUGAUCACUAUCGUCUCUCUCCUCAACAACUCCGGAAAGAAUUUGAUAGGCGUCAGGCUGAUGCGGUUUUUGCUUUUCAGUUGAGGAAUCCUGUGCAUAAUGGCCAUGCUUUAUUGAUGAAUGAUACACGUAAGCGACUUUUGGAAAUGGGAUACAAAAAUCCAAUCCUAUUGCUUCAUCCUUUGGGAGGUUUCACAAAGGCUGAUGAUGUGCCGUUGGAUGUUCGGAUGGAGCAACAUAGCAAGGUACUAGAAGAUGGAGUUCUUGACCCUGAAACCACAAUCGUGGCGAUAUUUCCUUCGCCUAUGCAUUAUGCAGGUCCAACUGAGGUGCAGUGGCAUGCCAAGGCGCGGAUAAAUGCUGGUGCAAAUUUCUAUAUUGUGGGUCGUGAUCCUGCUGGUAUGGGUCACCCAACAGAGAAGAGGGAUUUAUAUGAUCCUGAUCAUGGGAAAAAGGUCUUAAGCAUGGCUCCUGGCCUUGAGAAGCUAAACAUCUUGCCAUUCAGGGUGGCUGCAUAUGACACCGUACAAAAGAAGAUGGCAUUUUUUGAUCCAUCUCGUGCUAAAGAUUUCCUCUUCAUCUCCGGAACCAAGAUGCGGACUUAUGCUAGGAGCGGUGAGAACCCUCCAGAUGGUUUUAUGUGUCCAGGAGGAUGGAAGGUCCUCGUCCAGUAUUACGAGAGCUUGCAAUCAGAAGAGGCUUCACAGCAGACGGCUGUUUUAUCUACUUAGCUCUAUUAAAAUGAAAACCAGAGUAAGUUUUUUGGCUGCAUAAAAAUUCCAUUAGGAGAAGACUUGCAAUAGAAAUGAUUGAAGCACCCUGCAGAUUUUGCACAAGCCACUUUGUAAUGGAGCUAGUGCAAGAGGAUAUUAAGCUUCUCUCUUUGAAACCAUAUCAUAUCUUUUUGUUUUCUAAUGCUUGUAACAUAUUUGAAUGUUUUUAUUAUUCAUUUUUUCUAAGAUCCGAUUAAUUUUUUAUCCAAUUAAAAUAAUAUAUAUUAGUCCUGGCCCUUUCCGGUGCUACUUCUGACC
Molecule: messenger RNA, 2250 nt
Organism: Ziziphus jujuba (common jujube)
Lineage: Eukaryota; Viridiplantae; Streptophyta; Magnoliopsida; Rosales; Rhamnaceae
Product: ATP sulfurylase 2
Exons: 6
Coding region: 487-1950 (487 amino acids)
Biological process (GO): sulfate assimilation
Molecular function (GO): sulfate adenylyltransferase (ATP) activity; adenylylsulfate kinase activity
Source: RefSeq, a predicted model, not a curated record